UUCCGGGUCCCUCGCGGCGGGCGUCAGGUCUGAGCGGCGUCGUCAGCUCUAAGGGUUCGCGGCUAACGGCGUCUUUGCGGGCCCAGCCGCCGCCGACCCUACUCCUCUGGAGAGAAGAUGGUGGGCCGGAACAGCGCCAUCGCCGCGGGUGUGUGCGGGGCCCUUUUCAUCGGGUACUGCAUUUACUUCGACCGCAAGAGACGGAGUGACCCCAACUUCAAGAACAGGCUGCGAGAACGAAGAAAGAAACAAAAGCUUGCCAAGGAGAGAGCUGGACUUUCUAAGUUACCUGACCUUAAAGAUGCUGAAGCUGUUCAGAAAUUCUUCCUCGAAGAAAUACAGCUUGGUGAAGAGUUACUAGCCCAAGCUGAAUAUGAGAAGGGUGUAGAUCAUCUAACAAAUGCCAUCGCCGUGUGUGGGCAGCCCCAGCAGUUACUGCAGGUGUUACAGCAGACGCUCCCACCACCAGUGUUCCAGAUGCUUCUGACUAAGCUUCCAACAAUCAGUCAGAGAAUUGUAAGUGCUCAGAGCUUGGCUGAAGAUGAUGUGGAAUGAGAAACAAAUGUCAACCUGAUAAUCCCAAUUAAAGAUAUUUUUAAAAUCUUAAGUCGGAAGAUUUUAAGAUUUAAAAUCUUAAGCUCUGGGGGAAUAAGGGCAAAUAUGCUUUUAUGGACUGUCCUACACUGAAAUCUACUGAAGUUAAUUUUUACUUUGUGUAGAUCCAUUUGUCUAUUUUAUUUAUUUUUCCCAGUGGAAAGUGUAUUUUGAUAGAGAGCUUUUCAUUUUAUGAAUACACUAUGAGUUACCGAAAUAUCAUGGGUUUUGUUUAUUCCUAAAAUGUGCAAUUAAAAUGUACAUGUAACAUCACAUUAUUUACAUUAACAAUACCCAGUGCUCCGUUUUGAAAGAUAGG
Messenger RNA from Ceratotherium simum simum (southern white rhinoceros), 913 nucleotides. It is a transcript of the gene TOMM20, whose product is annotated as translocase of outer mitochondrial membrane 20. Gene Ontology annotation, cellular component: mitochondrial outer membrane translocase complex. The record is from RefSeq and is a predicted model, not a curated record. Gene Ontology annotation, biological process: tRNA import into mitochondrion; protein import into mitochondrial matrix; protein targeting. Lineage: Eukaryota; Metazoa; Chordata; Mammalia; Perissodactyla; Rhinocerotidae. Gene Ontology annotation, molecular function: transmembrane protein transporter activity.